Molecule: messenger RNA, 944 nt
Organism: Trematomus bernacchii (emerald rockcod)
Lineage: Eukaryota; Metazoa; Chordata; Actinopteri; Perciformes; Nototheniidae
Product: ly6/PLAUR domain-containing protein 6-like
Exons: 5
Coding region: 120-635 (171 amino acids)
Biological process (GO): positive regulation of canonical Wnt signaling pathway
Molecular function (GO): acetylcholine receptor inhibitor activity
Source: RefSeq, a predicted model, not a curated record
GUCCGCUGAGCAGCAGCACAGUGUAGUAUUUUCAUCUGAGCUGCACACUCCUUCGGGCAUAUCGAGGAAAUAAAGCCGGGUUUGUCUACCCAAGUGCAUGAAGGAACAUUUGGACAAAGAUGGAGGCCUGGCCAACCGUGGCCUGGGUCCUGCUGAUGACCAACAUUGCUGAUUGGCUGAAAACUGUCCAAUGCCGGGACUUCACCAUGACGGACAUCAUCCAGCUGCAUCCCUCAACCACUCCUCAUCCUGGUAGCUUCAAGUGUUUCACGUGUGAAGACGCGGCAGAUAACUAUGAGUGUAAUCGCUGGGCGCCGGAUGUUUACUGUCCAAAAGAUGCCAGAUACUGUCACACACUGCACAUGAUGGACAACCAUGGAGACAGUGUGUCUGUGACCAAGCGUUGUGUGAGCCUGACGGAUUGUCAGUUUACCGGCUGUGCUGACGUCACUGAUAACGGCUACCAGAUGUGUUCGUCCUGCUGUGAGGGGAACAUCUGUAACGUCUUUGUGCCGAGGAAUGCCAGCAGUGCCAUCUUUUCCUCGUCUUCUCCUCUGAUCAGCUCGAGCACGAAGCAUCUCCCUACAGCGCUGAGCUACUUCCUCGUCAGCAUCUGCACAGCAGCUCAUCUCUGAGGGAGGAAUCUGCAUCUGUGGGACAUACUGGACCCCAUAUAAGGACUGUUUUUGUAAAUUACAUUUUUGUACGGUGAAAAUCAAUGAUAAUAUAACAUAUUAAUGUAUGUUUUUUAAACCUGGUACAUGCAGAAUUAGACCUGAGCUUCAUGUUUGUUUCACAGUUUUAACAAAUGAACUGUUCUCCCUUUACGUUAGGCUCCCUUCCUCUUCUCAGACUUGUUAAAACUAUUUUGUUAAUUUAUUUAUGCUUAGUGUGGACGUUGUAACAGUAUAACUGUGUUGUUUGUCUAAGUCCAUGUCCAUGUU